Molecule: messenger RNA, 1689 nt
Organism: Paramacrobiotus metropolitanus
Lineage: Eukaryota; Metazoa; Tardigrada; Eutardigrada; Parachela; Macrobiotidae
Product: serpin B4-like
Exons: 3
Coding region: 116-1348 (410 amino acids)
Molecular function (GO): serine-type endopeptidase inhibitor activity
Source: RefSeq, a predicted model, not a curated record
CAAUACACUGGCAUUUGCACUUUGGGCGAUUAUUUCAUUUAUCAUCGAAAAAAAUCAAACUUUCUGCUUUUCCACCGAAUAGAAGUAUAUAUAUAUACACCGGCCCGGCAGCAUUAUGAGCACACCCGUUACACCAGACACCGACGCAAUGGCUGCCGCUGUCAUCGCCCCAUUCUCCCUGGCCAACAACCAGUUCUCCCUGGAUCUGUACGGGAAUUUAAUUGCCAGUAAACCCCGCAAUGAAAACGGUUUCCUCUCGCCGUUCAGCGUCAUGGCUGCACUGUCGAUGGUCAAUGUCGGUGCCAAGGGCAAAACCAAGCAGCAGAUCCUCAAGGCCACCCAUCUAGACAAGAUGAACGACACCUUUAUCGACAGUGCCUUCAUGUCGUUGUUCACUCGCCUGGAAGUCCAUACCGCCCCCUCAACCGCCCCUGCCACACCCCCCGACGAAUGGGCACGCCAGACGCCGUAUUUAGCCAUCGCCAAUCGCGUGUAUCUGCAGAAGGGGUUCAGUUUUAAGCAGGAAUUCGGGGAUGUGCUGAAGAAUUUCUAUCAGACGACGUUCGGUGAGGCGGAUUUUGCGGGUAAUGCACAGCAGGCGACACGCGACGUCAACCAGUGGGUGGAGAGUGUCACCAAUCAUCGCAUUCAGAAUCUCUUCAGCCAGAUUGAACCGAGCGUGAAGUUGGCGCUGGUCAGUGCGAUUUAUUUCAAAGCCGAAUGGGAGGACCAUUUCCAGAAAGAGAUCACCCAGAACGGGGAUUUUUUCGGGGAGGGGAACACCUUCAAAAAUGUACCGUUUAUGAAGCAGACUGAUGACGAAGCAAAAUUCGCCAAAUUGGCGGAUGUGGAUGCUACCGGCUUAAUUAAGCCGUACGCCCACGGAGCUGUCCACAUGCUGUUCAUUCUGCCCAAUAAGAAGGACGGGCUGGCCGCGCUGGAGAAGAAGCUCCGCCCCGCUCACUUUGAUAUCAGCAAGUACCAGAGGGCGGAAGUGGAGAUCACGUUGCCCCGGUUUAAGAUCGAAAGUGAUUUCAACCUCAAUGCUGCUUUAAAACAAAUUGGUAUUGUCGAUGCCUUCCAGGAUAAUGCCGAUUUCAGCGGGAUUUCCACGCAACCACUGAAGAUAUCAGAAGUGGUGCAUAAGACAUUUGUCGAGGUCAAUGAGAAAGGAACCGAAGCGGCGGCAGCAACCGGCAUGAAAAUGGUGCCGUUAUCGGCAGUAUUCUUCCCGGAAGAUAUGAAGAAAGUGUUCAAAGCUGACCAUCCUUUCUUGUUCGCCAUCCAGCACCGCGAAACCGGCGCUAUCUUGUUCAUCGGACGCGUGUCCAAUCCCAGUCCCGCCUAGAGAUGGCUGCACUACUUUUGGUGAACGAGUAAGGGCGAACAUUCUCGCGAACACUGUCUUUGGCGCAAAUUAUACAGCUUUUUUUAUUUGUAUCCCCUAAGGAGUUGUUAAGUAAUUUUGCCGCAAUUAAUUCUGCCGCAAUUUGACCAAAUCAUCUUAUAUUAUCACCUGCCGCGGUCAGUAUUUUUUUUCUUUACUGAUAGUGAGUAACAUCCAUAACGCAAACCCGUUACAGAUCCAUAAUCUCGCUUAUUGUCAUCAUUGUAAGCUACAGUAAUCAAGAGUUCAUCAUUCAUUGCUCUCGGAUGCGGUGCUGAAUAAAAUUAAAACACUUUCUCUUA